AUGAGUGAGGUGUUCGAGGGCUACGAGCGGCAGUACUGCGAGGCCUCCGCCUCGCUCUCCCGCAAGUGCACCGCUGCCUCCGCCCUCGAUGGAGAGAAGAAGAAGCAGAAGCUGUCCGAGAUCCAAUCCGGCAUCGAGGAAGCUGAAUCGCUGAUUCGGAAGAUGGACCUGGAGGCAAGGAGCCUACAGCCUAGCAUUAAGGCUGGUUUGCUUGCAAAGCUGAGGGAGUAUAAAUCUGACCUUAACAAUGUCAAGAGUGAGCUUAAGAGGAUAUCAGCGCCCAAUGCCAGGCAGGCUACCCGGGAGGAGCUCCUGGAGUCUGGAAUGGCUGAUACUCUCGCGGGCACUUCUUAUAGAUUGCAUCAGAGCAAAAGUGUCAUGGGUCCAAUGUCUGUGAGCUAG
Molecule: messenger RNA, 402 nt
Organism: Miscanthus lutarioriparius
Lineage: Eukaryota; Viridiplantae; Streptophyta; Magnoliopsida; Poales; Poaceae
Source: the annotation of a GenBank genome assembly